Molecule: messenger RNA, 1654 nt
Organism: Lacerta agilis (Sand lizard)
Lineage: Eukaryota; Metazoa; Chordata; Lepidosauria; Squamata; Lacertidae
Gene: NOB1
Product: NIN1 (RPN12) binding protein 1 homolog
Exons: 9
Coding region: 54-1325 (423 amino acids)
Biological process (GO): maturation of SSU-rRNA; ribosomal small subunit biogenesis
Cellular component (GO): preribosome, small subunit precursor
Molecular function (GO): RNA endonuclease activity
Source: RefSeq, a predicted model, not a curated record
AAAGACUACACUUCCCAGGGUGCCCUGGGAGUCACAGUCUAAAGUGGUGCAAAAUGGCUCCCGUGGAGCACGUCGUGGCUGAUGCUGGAGCUUUCCUGCGUGGAGCCCCGCUUCAGGACAUUGGCAAGAACAUCUACACAAUCCGAGAGGUGGUGACUGAGAUCAGAGACAAGGAGACCCGCAGGCGGCUGGCGGUGCUGCCCUAUGAGCUCCACUUCAAGCAGCCUUUUCCUGAAUAUGUAAGGCUUGUGACGGAGUUUUCCAAGAAGACGGGUGACUACCCCAGUCUUUCAGCCACAGACAUCCAAGUCCUGGCCUUGACCUACCAGCUGGAAGCAGAAAAUGUUGGUGUGGCUCACUUGAAGAAAGAGCCAGAACAGAAGGUAAAAGUCAGCUCAACAAAGCAGCACCCUGAGACACCUGUUCAUGUUGCUGGCUUCCAUCUCCCUUCCAAGACCAAGUGCCCAGGAGGUGAGAAGAGUCCUUCCGUGGUGGGAAGCAGAAGCUCUGCAGACUCCACAGGCCCUGAAACCUCUGAGUUUGGUUCCUUCCUGUUCUGGAGGAACCCUCUGCCCAGCAUUGAGGAGGACCUACAGGACUUGCUGAAAGCGGAUGCUGUUGUUAUUGUGCCGGAGGACCCCAAAGGCAACAAGAGUAGUGGUGAGGAGGAGGAGCAGAGUGGCGAGGACAGCGAUGAUGGGGAAGGCUGGAUCACGCCCAGCAACAUCAAGCAGAUCCAACAGGGCAUGGGCCAGGCUGAUGAGCCAACUGGUGUGCAGGUUGGCUGUGUCACCACCGACUUUGCCAUGCAGAACAUUCUGCUGCAGAUGGGCCUGCAUGUGCUGGCAGUCAAUGGCAUGCUGAUCCGGCACACCCGGAGCUACGUCCUGCGCUGCCACGGCUGCUUCAAAACUACAUCAGAAAUGACCCGGCUCUUCUGCCCCCACUGCGGGAACAGGACGCUUAAGAAGGUGGCGGUGAGCGUGGAUGACGAUGGCAGCAUCCACAUGCAUUUUUCCCAGAAUCCAAAGGUCUUGAACCCCCGUGGCCUUCGGUACUCUCUCCCAGCUCCUCAGGGUGGGAAGCACGCAAACAAUCCCCACCUGACAGAGGACCAGCACUUCCCCCAGCAAAGGCUCUCCCGCAAGGCCAGGCAGAAGACAAACGUCUUUGACCCCGAUUAUAUUGCAGGAGUUUCUCCAUUUGCGGAAAACGACAUCUACAGCCGGGCGGCCAAUCUACAGAUCCGGGAUACGGCGCUGGGUGCAGGCAGGAGGCGUCUGAACCCCAACACAGCCUCCAAAAAGUUUGUGAAAAAGAGAUGAGGUGGGGAGAGAUGCAACCACCCACCUGUCCCACUUGUCAAUGAAGGGAGGACAAGUCUUUUGUUUCCUACAGCUUGUGUGAAGGCAGGACUUUGCCCCUUGACUCUGCUUCUUGACUGCUUCCAAGACAACAGACACUAGGGUAAAUAAAGGGGAAGCAGCAGGAAGGUGGGAGGCAGACUGCCAAACGAUCUGGAAAGUGAGAGUGGCCCUAGUGUGGCAGAAUCCAUGUGCUGCUCUCAGGUCUUGGGUGCAUUCUAAUGCAAAAGACUCAGCAGCAGUGGCUGCAUGUUUUGUUUUGUUUUUUUUAAUAAACCAAGGUGUCUGCA